UCCGGUGGACUCCAAUAAGCGUAAGAACGAAGUAGAAUAUUCUUGCGCCAAUUCAUUGUCCCAACUCGCAAGCCAAAAAAUCCGGAAACGCUUCCAUUUCCAUGUAUGUUUCCCAAAAUCCUCUCAGUCCUCUUUUUCUCCUUUUAAUUUUAAUUUCUUUUUGGGGGUGGUGGCUCAGCCAUGGCGUCGAGAUCCGACGGCAGAAAGCUCUCGUUCGAGAUUCUCAGCCAAAGCAGUUCGCUCGUAGAUGACGAAUCCCUGGUCUACCGCUCAGACUCAGAUCCCAUCCAAAGCCACGUCGCUGAAUCCAAAACCACUGAGAAGCCGAAAUGCAAGAAACGGAGACACAAAAAAGCCUCCAAGAGAAAGAAAACGAUCGAGUCCGCCAUUACCGAGGAUCCGAUUGCCGAGCGAACCGUCGAUCCCGAAUCCGUUUUCAAUCACUCUGAAAACACAAACACGUUUGCCGGAAACAGCGACGCGUUUUCGAUCUUCGGAAGUGGAGAGAGAGACUGCACGAAUUGUACGAAUGAAUUGGAAUCGAAGUGCAUGAGCUAUAGCGUUGUGUACGAGGAGAUUAGGGUAGCGGAGGAGAGCGGAGGGAGCGUGUGUACGGUGACCGAGGUGACGGAGCCGGAGGUCCAGAAGGUGCGCGGCGAGGGGUUCAAUUUCGGGGAGUUGAGGCAGAGGACUGUGACCGGGACCGGCGAUGACGCAGCGGCAUCGUGCAUUGAGGACAAUGAGAGUGAAAAGGGCGUCGAGGUGAGCUCGGCCGCGAUGCAACGGGGCGAGCCGAAUGGGAACGUGGUCCCCAACACGUUAGAGACUGCGGAGUCCUUGGAUUGGAAGCGGCUCAUGGCCGAAGAUCCCAAUCUUGGGUUUUCGGUGGAGAAAUCGCCAUUCAAGUACUUCAUGGAAGAAAUGCACAAUGGCAAUUCAUUACGGAGCACCACAACUCUGGGUAAUGAGAAAGAACGAGAGAGAGUUUACGAUACUAUCUUCCGCCUGCCUUGGAGAUGUGAAUUGCUUAUAGAUGUUGGCUUCUUUGUCUGCUUCGAUUCAUUUCUAUCACUGUUAACUGUCAUGCCAACAAGGAUUGUGAUGACCUUAUGGAGGCUUCUAUGUACAAGGCAGUUCAAGAUGCGGUCUGCAGCAGAACUGUCUGAUUUUGGCUGUUUUCUUAUAAUAGCUUGUGGAGUCACUCUUUUACAGCGAACAGACAUCAGCUUAAUAUAUCACAUGAUCCGUGGUCAAGGAACAAUAAAAUUAUAUGUGGUGUACAAUGUACUAGAGAUAUUUGAUAAACUAUGCCAAAAUUUUAAUGGAGAUGUAUUGCAAACUUUGUUUAACUCGGCGGAAGGGCUAGCAAGUUGUCCACCAGAAAGCAUGAGAUUCUGGUUGUGGAGAUUCAUUUUUGACCAAGCUUUAGCCACAGCUGCUUCAAUUGUUCAUUCUUUCAUCUUAUUAGCUCAGGCAAUUACUUUGUCAACCGUUAUUGUUGCUCACAACAAUGCCUUGCUUGCUUUGUUGGUGUCCAAUAACUUUGCUGAGAUAAAAAGCAAUGUGUUUAAGCGUUUUAGUAAGGAUAACAUUCAUAGUUUGGUAUACUUUGAUUCUGUAGAGAGAUUUCACAUUUCAGCAUUUAUGUUAUUCGUUUUAGCUCAAAAUAUUCUGGAGGCUGAAGGUCCCUGGCUUGAAAGUUUUGUUUUUAAUGCUCUCAUGGUUUACAUCUGUGAAAUGGCUAUUGAUAUCAUAAAACAUUCAUUCAUUGGCAAAUUCAAUGACAUAAAGCCUAUUGCAUACUCUGAAUUCCUUGAAGACCUAUGUAAGCAGACUUUGAAUAUACAAACUGAGGGUGCAAAGAAAAAUCUCACUUUUGUUCCCCUGGCACCAGCUUGUGUGGUUAUCCGGGUGCUGACUCCAGUCUAUGCUGCUCAUCUUCCAUUUAAUCCUCUCCCAUGGAGGCUUUUUUGGAUUAUCCUCUUGUCUGCGAUGACCUUUGUUAUGCUCACAAGCCUCAAGGUGAUGAUUGGCAUGGGCCUUAAACAACACGCCACUUGGUAUGUGAAAAGAUGCCGAAAGAGAAAUCACCAUCUCCACUAUGAUUAAUUUGACAAAAAAACACAAAACACAAAACAAAAAAACACAGGAAAAGCAACUGUGUUUAGGAGCUAAUACCAGAACAGCUCAUAGGUAUUGUAGUCAGCCAUGCAAAAUCGUUCAGGGUCAGUCAUACAUAGGUUUUUUAUUUUUAUUUUUAUUUUUUCCCGACACAGCCGAUCCAAGCAGCCUCAUAAACAAAGAAAGAGAAUUUUGACUAUAGUAGCAGAACUUGGAAGCAUUAAUUAAAAUACGACUUAUUUCACCAGUCA
This is a messenger RNA of Alnus glutinosa, 2372 nucleotides long. Its product is annotated as protein POLLEN DEFECTIVE IN GUIDANCE 1. The record is from RefSeq and is a predicted model, not a curated record. The transcript has 11 exons. Gene Ontology annotation, cellular component: endoplasmic reticulum membrane. Lineage: Eukaryota; Viridiplantae; Streptophyta; Magnoliopsida; Fagales; Betulaceae. Gene Ontology annotation, biological process: maintenance of protein localization in endoplasmic reticulum. The coding region runs from base 181 to 2109 and encodes 642 amino acids.